UUUGGUUUGUUCAAUAUGGUGCAGCUUUUCUCUGCUGUAAAUUGCUGGCUUAAGUGCAUGCUGCUUGACCCUUAUAACCAGACGGACCAUCCAGAAUGCAAGUCAAGGCCAGAUAGUGGUCUUUCUGCGAUUACAGAGUUGGACCCUGGUUAUAUAACAGGUCCUCUUUCUUCAAUAUGGAAAGAAUGGGUCAAAUGGUGUGUAGACUUUGGUAUUGAAGCUAAUGCUAUCAUCGCUGUUCCAUACGAUUGGAGGCUACCCCCAUCGAUGCUUGAGGAGAGGGAUCUGUACUUUCAUAAAUUAAAAUUAACUUUUGAAAUUGCAUUGAAACUUCGAGGAGGGCCAUCUUUGGUUUUUGCUCAUUCCAUGGGAAACAAUGUAUUCCGGUACUUUUUGGAAUGGUUGAAACUGGAAAUUGCCCCAAAGCACUAUAUCCAAUGGCUCGACAAACAUAUACAUGCAUACUUUGCAGUUGGUGCCCCUCUUCUCGGAUCUACUGAAUCAGUCAGAGCCACUCUCUCUGGGACAACGUCUGGACUUCCAAUCACUGAGGGGACAGCCCGAUUGAUGUUCAAUUCAUUUGCUGCUUCUUUAUGGCUCUUGCCAUUCUCAAAAUACUGCAAAGCUGAUAAUGUAUACUGGAAGCAUUUUUUUGAGGGAAAGGCCCACAUCAACAGACAACAAUGCGAUGAGAUGGAGUAUAGUUCUGACAACUCUGGAUGGCCCACAACCCUCGUCACUAUCGAGGUUCCUACAGUUCGAGGUACGGAUGCUUAUCCAUCCAUUAUGGACAUAACAGAGGACAUAACAUCCAACAUGGAGUGUGGAAAGCCAACACUCUUAUCAUUUUCUGCCAGAGAAGUUUCAGAUGGUACUUUGUUCAAAACUAUGCUGGAUUAUGACCCACAGAGCAAAGCCCUUAUCCAUCAGCUGGAGAAGUACUACCAGGGUGACCCAGUUCUCAAUCCUCUCACGCCCUGGGAGAGACCCCCAAUAAAGAAUGUAUUCUGCAUAUAUGGCAUUGAUACAAAGACUGAGGUAGGAUACUAUUUUGCACCAAGUGGCAAACCAUAUCCAGAUAAUUGGAUAAUAACUGAUGUGAUUUAUGAGUUUGAACAGUCCCUACUGUCAAGAUCAGGUCAUUCUUUUUCUGGAAAGCCUAACAAUUCCAGUGGAGAUGGAACAGUAUCCUACAACUCCCUGUCAUUGUGCAAGGAAUGGCUUGGGCCAAAAGUGAACAUAACAAGGACUCCACAGGCAGAACAUGAUGGGUCUGAUUUACAAACAAGAAUGAAUGCUGAGCACUAUCAUGGUGAGGAUCUAUUUCCCAACAUGACGAGGGCUCCACAUGUAAAGUACAUAACGUACUAUGAGGAUGCUGAAAGUAUUCCAGGAUGGAGAACAGCAGUCUGGGAGCUUGACAAAGCAAAUCACAGGAAUAUUGUUAGGAUGCCAGUGGUCAUGCGUGAGUUAUGGCUUGAAAUGUGGCAUGACAUGCACCCUUAUUCAAAAUCAAAAUUCGUGACAAAAGCGUUCCGAGGUCCAUUGAGACACGAAGAUUGCCACUGGGACUAUGCAAAAGCUCGGUGCGCCUUUCCAGAAUUCUGUGAAUACAGGUACACGUUUGGUGACGUGCAUCUAGGAAUGAGCUGCAGGCUGAAAUAUUCAUCAACUAUGCUCCUUCGGCAGUAUCUCUGAAACCAUUGCUUGUUUGGUUGACUGAGUAACUCUUGAUUAUCACGUCCAGUGAAUCAUACCGGGCGUUCCUCUUUCGCUUGGCGAUGGCCAGGACAAGUCAGGGGCUUAGGCCCCAUCCAAAACAGGAUUUUGCGGUGUUGCUUGUAACACCAAAACCUUCAGCCACGUGGGAGCCACUCGUAGCAGAAUUGACUUGAUCGUGUUGAAGUUUUGCCAUGUGAUCACACUGAUGUGUACAGUAGACGAUGGUUUGGCUGUUUGGGCAGCCAAUUGCUGACAGUAAGAGUCCAAGAAGGUACUCCGUACUUCCAUAGUACUCCCUCUAUGAAUAUCCAGGGCUUAUUUUGAUUGGUUAAGACAAGGUUUGAGCAAAAAUGGCCCCAUCAGUAUGUUAUCUAUCUGACGCAAAACUAGUGCCAUUGGACAUGUAAAUUUUCAUUAGCCAAUCGAGAAAUGCCAGGUCAGCUCCGAUUUGCCCCCCUGGAGAUCUUAUGGCUACCGCUAAACAUGUAUUGGCUGUUGAAUUGGUAAGACGCAUGCUGGGUGCUUCCAUGGAGCCAUGUGUGGUUUA
Molecule: messenger RNA, 2269 nt
Organism: Triticum aestivum (bread wheat)
Lineage: Eukaryota; Viridiplantae; Streptophyta; Magnoliopsida; Poales; Poaceae
Product: phospholipid--sterol O-acyltransferase
Exons: 16
Coding region: 16-1698 (560 amino acids)
Biological process (GO): lipid metabolic process
Source: RefSeq, a predicted model, not a curated record